AUGGGGAAAAACAAAUUAGUCUUCGCCCAGGGCUCCUGCUACUUCCUUGCCUUCCUGUUUAGCUUCAUCGUGGUGGUGCCACUGACUGAGAACUGCCAUGACUUCCACGGCCGCUGCUUGCUCUUCACGGAGGGCAUGUGGCUGAACACCAAUCUGACCGUGCAGGAACAUCAGCGCUUCACCGUGCAGGAGUGGGGCUCUCCUGCUGCCUGCCACUACUCUCUGCUCGCUGCCCUGCUCUCUCUGUCUGUGGCCAUCGGGUUAGCCUGGCGGUCGCUCUAUCUGCUGUGCAAGGGAUUCGACGAGACCUGCCUUGAAUCAUUUGCGGCUUUGAUGCUUAAUAUCUUCAUCCUCUUCGUAGUCUUCAUUGCCUGUACUAUCAUCAGUGUGGGAUUUGACAUGUGGUGUGAUGCCAUCACAGAGAAAGGCAGCAUGCCCAACAGCUGUGAAGAGCUUCAGAAUAUGGACUUGGAUUUGAACCCUGAAAACUCGGCCUUUUAUGACCAGUUUUCUCUUGCCCAGUUUGGUCUCUGGGCUGCCUGGCUGGCCUGGCUGGGCAUCACCAUCUUGGCCUUCCUGAAGGUUUACCACAACUACCGGCAGGAGGACCUGCUGGAGAACCUCAUCCACGAGAAGGAGCUGCUGCUGGGCCGAGCCUCGUCGAGGACCUUUUUUCAAGAUGACAAGAGCGGCAUGAUCUAA
Vombatus ursinus (common wombat) is the source of this 702-nucleotide messenger RNA. It is a transcript of the gene TMEM179, whose product is annotated as transmembrane protein 179. The transcript is spliced from 4 exons. The record is from RefSeq and is a predicted model, not a curated record. NCBI's taxonomy places the organism in Eukaryota, Metazoa, Chordata, Mammalia, Diprotodontia, Vombatidae. Bases 1 to 702 code for a protein of 233 amino acids.